AAAAUGAAAUCCCAAGUAGGCUUUGCAAUUAGUCAUAAGAUAUAUAAAUUCAGGUUUCAUAAAUAGAAAAUGCUUUUAUUGCGCAUUUAUUUGCUAUAUUCCAUAGUUCCUUUUUUAUUACUGCACGCGUAUCCCAUGGCACAACAUGCUCAGCGAUACUCUGAACCACACAACUAUCCUGAUCUGACAGCAGGCCUAACCGAUGGCGAGGUUCAGGCUGCCCUGGACGGUCUAUCCCUGGAAGAUCUGAACCGGCUGGACAGGCUAUUGGAUGAGCAUAGCAAUCACGAUGAAGAUGCCAACACGGACUCGGAGGGCCUUUCAAAGCAAGCAAGUCAAGGAAACCAGUUCAGGCAAGCUAAGGGCUCGAAUGAGCAGGUCUUUGACGAUCUUCUGGCCUCGGAGGACCAUCUCGAUGAUGGCUGCAAGGACGAGGACGAGGGUGAGGAGAAGAAGCCCAAAAAUCUCUGCACCAAGCGACCGCCUUGCCCAAAUUCCACACGCUUGAAAACUGGGCAAACCACCUGUGAACCCCCCGAUUCAACAUCAGAGUGCCCCCAUAAGAAAACUUCCUCCAAGAACAAGCCGGACGACGAAAACAUGGAUUCUCCCGUCGACAUGUCCAAGUGCCAGAAGACCAAGAAAAAGCCGAGCAAGCCCAAGCCGACGGUCAAGAGCGAUGAAGACUGCAACGCCGAUGAUUUCGAGUGUCUGGAGAGAUUCCGCGAAAGAGAUUACCCCAAAAUGUGGAAGCACUCGCCACUCGACUACGACGAGGAGAGGGCCGAUGGGUCCUCGGCUUACGUUCCCCCCCAAGAGCUGGCCGGCAUCGAGCAACUGGAUGAGGAGAUUCUCAUGCCAUUUCUGGAUGGAGAACUAAAGGAAGAUCCGGUCGAGCAGGGUGAAUGGAAACCUAUGGCUGCCGAGGGGGAGGAGGAGGCGGAGGCUCCAUUGGAGCAUACAGAAACCUACGAGCGGCAUCGUCUCUCGCGAAUGGCACACAGAAAGCGAAAGCAUGCCAAAGCACAGCAGGAGAAACCGAUCCCUUACGAUCCCAUGGAAGAGAGACCACAGCUCACUGCUGCCGACAGUUUCCUGGCCAGCAAUGAGCGGGAGCCGAUGCGCUACCUCAUCCAGAUGGAGAACGGCAACAUCGAGAGCCCGAACGAACUUGGCGAGCAGAGGCUACGGGAGGAUCACAGCCAGAGCGAGAAUCUUACACUGCAGAAGCGUACACAGGAAAUGAACAGCGACAGCCAGGGGGGACAGGAUCCCAAUGAAUAUUUCGACUUCAGGCGAAUGAAGCGAGAGAACAAGCGAACGGACGAUGCGCCAGAUAACUCUAAGGAGACCUAUAUGAAAAAGCUAAUGGACUCCUUUCCACGCGAUCAGGGCGGUCAGAGCAAUGACGAUAUGGAGGCCCUGCAAGAAUCGAUUUCCGCUCACUUGCGCGUCAAGCGAAGUUGAGUUUUAUGUUGAUGUUUAAAACCGUGAAGCGUAAUUGUUUUUAUCACGAUAAUUAUAAAUGUGAUUAUAUUUUUUAACCCAUAAAUUGAUAAAGCAGAAAGCUUGUUUGUUUGUCU
Molecule: messenger RNA, 1583 nt
Organism: Drosophila obscura
Lineage: Eukaryota; Metazoa; Arthropoda; Insecta; Diptera; Drosophilidae
Exons: 5
Coding region: 70-1467 (465 amino acids)
Source: RefSeq, a predicted model, not a curated record